Molecule: messenger RNA, 5223 nt
Organism: Epithele typhae
Lineage: Eukaryota; Fungi; Basidiomycota; Agaricomycetes; Polyporales; Epitheliaceae
Exons: 20
Coding region: 1-5223 (1740 amino acids)
Biological process (GO): ribosome-associated ubiquitin-dependent protein catabolic process; rescue of stalled cytosolic ribosome
Cellular component (GO): cytosol; RQC complex
Molecular function (GO): zinc ion binding; ribosomal large subunit binding; ubiquitin protein ligase activity
Source: RefSeq, a predicted model, not a curated record
AUGCCACCAUCGAAAAAAAACUCUUCCGCGAGCGCUGCGACACGCAAGAAGCAUGCGCGCAAGGCGGCUGCCGCCCAGGGCACCGUAGAAGAGCCCCAAGUCCCCAAGGAGAAGAAACCGAAGGGCAAGGACAAGAAGGCGGCCAAGAAAGAGCCUCAAAAGAAAGUCUACAUUCCACCGGUCAAGCCUACGCCUGCUCAGCCAGAUCCUCUCGAUACGCUUGGCCUCGCACAAAAGCUACCCCCUGAACUUUCGGUCAUUCUACGGCUGCUCGCGAAGAAGGACGCGACCACGAAGAGGCGGGCACUGGAGGAUCUUCAGACUGCUUGGAUAGCAAGGGCUAAGCGAGGGGAUGAGCCAGAAUACUUGCUCUACAAUCUGGAGCAGACGAUUCCUGUCUGGUUGCACCAUGUCCCGGCCCUCUUCUUCCACCCUUCGCGACGGAUUCGACUACAGGCUGUCGCAUUGCAUGCGUCUAUCCUCGACAUUCGUCCACUUCGACAGGCGCUUUUCUUCCAGAUCCGAGAAGUCCUUUCCUCAGACCACGCGGAAUCCGUCCUAGGAUCGUGGUGUCUAGCUGUUCACGACGUUGAUCGGCAGGUUUCGUCCUAUGCCAGGGAGUCAUGGGCAAGGUACGUCUCCACAUCAGAGAGUACGGAGGGCAAGCUGCUGCUCGACGCUGCCCUCUUUCCUCGGCUGUGGGAUUUCGUCUACCGGACGCUCCUAGAUCCACUUGGGGUGUACCUUUACAUCAACCCUCCACAAACUGCAAUCCCCACUCUCACACCCAGCAGAAAGGGCUCCGGGCGCGGAACACCAGUUCGGAAAGACGACGAGCCUGUUGGACGGGCGAAGGCAGAGGAAGAUGAAGAGAAGGAGCAGGACAGGAAGGCGCGGUUACGCGUAAGUGCAUUCGGUGCAACCGAGUGGGUCUUGAACGUCAAAUCCUCGCGCUCUGAUCACCCACUGCCCUCAGAGGCUCAAGACGCCGCCGGAAAGGCCACUGAAGAAAGUUUCUGGACGGUCUUCGCAAACCCCGCGUUGUGGUCUUCAUUAUACUCAGGCAAGACUCCGCCAUUUGUGGAUGCUGAGAGCUUCGGAUACGAGCAGCCAGUCGUUCGACGUCGAGCUAUACUGCGUUCUGCGUGGGUCGAGAUGGACAAUAUCGUCAGGUCCUCGAUGUGGCAACCGCUCCUCCUCUUCCUGAAAGCACAUCCAAAAUCUUGGAUCUUGGAGGCCACCCCAGAGAAGGAUGAGGACGAGGAUGAGGACGAGGAUGAAGAUGGAGGUUCAGGAGAUGAGGGAGAGGAAUCUCAACCACAGCUGAAGCCCGCGGAGCCGCAGCUUGGUCAAUCGCACGCAUACAACGAGUUUUUGCAGUUCCUAGCGACGGGAUGCUCCGGCUCCCCGGUGCAGGGGUAUCCCACCGUUCUAAUCAUAUUAUCCACGAUCCCUUCGGCGAUUAUUGCCUUAUCCUCUGAGCAUCCGUUGGAGGUCCUGUUUGCGUCCUUCUGGUCGGCGGUGGAUGCGCGCGUGUUGAACUCGCUAGAUCGAGUGGCAGCUUCCGCCGCGUUUCUGUCAUCCCUGCUCGAAUGUCUGGUAUUCGUAACCCGGCGGAUCAUCAAUUCUCAAGAAGAUGAGGCAGUGUCUCUCAUCCGCAGUCAAUCCGACCAGCAAGUUUUGCGCGAGGAAGCAGUGAACUCUUUCGUACGGGAACAAAUCAAACACUUCUGGGAGGACUUCACCUCAGGAACGCUCAAAGUCUCCGCAAAGAAGGCUGGAACGGAACUCGGGAAGACCUUCAUCACGCUGCACAAGCUGCAUCCUCCAAGCUUCGAGGCGGGAUGGAGUGUGGUGACUACCGCCGUUCAAGCUUUCACCACACCGUCUACAGAAGCCAUUCCUCUGCUCAUCCCUGAUGUCCUUCAGGCUCUCACCACGUCCAUGGAAAAGGGUACGGUUCCUGGAGAUGCGGCCACUGUCUUAGUGCUGUCUAUCGUCGGGUUUGCUCUUGACCAGUGUGCAGCUGUUCUCAAGGUGGAGGAGGUGGACGCUGCUCGAGUGGCAUCCUUGGUCAACAUUUUCCACGCGUUCGGUGAGGUUGUCUUUACGGAUCCCCAGGUUGCCAAGGGGGUAGAUGAUUUGGUCCAAGGUCAAACAAAUGAACUGCUGCACACAAUGCCUUCGCUCGUCAUCCUGUAUCUCCAGCAUCGCCAAGAUCAGGUCAUCUGUUCUUCAGUGUGGCAUCAAGUUCUCAAGAUCAUCGAUAGUCCCGACGAUGUCAAGGUCUUUCUGCCGCUUCUACUGGAUGCAGCCGAGGAUGAGAGUCUACCAGAUUAUCUACGUCCCCAAGACGAAGGACCCCAACGUCUGAUCGCUAGUCUCCUCUCAGAGGCGCUGUCGGGUCCUCCUGGGACAACAGGAGCUGUACUCGUUCGUAGGCUUCUCAUAUCGCACAAGUACUUCGUCUCUGACGCUUGCUCGGAGAACUCAAUGCGAAGCCUUGUCCUGGCCUUUUCCACCCACGUCGACUCUGCGCUGCGAGAGGAGAAGCCUUCGGUAGCAUCUUUGACUACUCCGCUCACGCUACUGCGCGACCUUGUCAAGAAUGGCUCGUCCGGCCUCCUUCUGGAUUCUGCGUCAGCCGAGCUCUACCCUUACAUCUACCUGCUGGCUUUCCUGAUGCCUCAAGUUUGCACCAUGGACGAGACUCUCAAGAAGACCGCACAGGGGCUCUGGGAUGAGUGGGCCGCAACUGGGGGCGAAGCCGUGGAGAACAUCACUAUGGGCGCCGUCAAGCAACUCCUCCGCGAUCUCAUGGCCGACUUCGUCGCCUGCCCGACCCCUGGGCAUAUUCUUCGCAUGGUAGCGACCUCGCCGUACGGCGCCAGCAUCAACGUGCUCGCAGAAAUCUUCCCCUCCCGGGACGAGAUCGACCGCUUGCUUACCGAGCUUCCUCCAGCCCCCCUGGACGCCAGCCUUGCGGUCGUUGACCCUCUAGUCCCCCCUCCAACCCAGUUCCGCGCGGCAGCGAACGAAGCUCCAGACUGCGACAACCAAGGGUUCUCGGUGUACGCGCGCGUCGUGCACGGGCUCUUGCUCCAUCUCGCAGACGACCGGCAGACGGCGAAGACCAACUUCUGGGCACUGCACCACUUCCUAGCCCUUGCGAUCUACGCAGAAGACGAGAAGCACUUACCGGCGUUGCAAAGCCCGGUCUUCUCCCAAAGCGUUUCACGCGCUACCCUGCAGAAUAUUACAGACAGGACGCUGCAGAUUGCCACCUAUUUGCUCUCGUCGUUCACAGAAGAGACGUGGCAUGCCGACGUCACGAAGGUGCUUCUUGGCCAAGGCUCGGCGGAACGUCUCGAUGGCGCUGGGAAGCUCAUUGUCGAUUUGAUUAGCAACGCGAGGACACAAGACACUGUCCGAGAGUCGAGGGUGCUGCAUAUGAUCCUACAUCACGUAUUGAAUACAGCUACAAAGGCGGAUGCGGAACAGUGGAUGGCAGUGGCCAGGAGACUGGAGAGGCAGGCCCCCCAUACCGCGCUAGCGAUGAUCUUUUCCAUCACCCGCUAUGCCCCAGAGCCUACCAGGCUGGACCGCCUCCGGAACGAGCUCGCAGCCGGAAUCAUGGGCAUCCCCGUGUCCAAAGCGAACACGGAGGGCCUCUGGUUGCUCCGAAACCUCGCCGCGUCUGCGCCCGACCCCGAAUCCGACAUCGUCUAUCUGCCGCAGCUCCGUGCAGUCAACUUCAUGAAGGCCUGCCAGCAGUGGAUCACCUCGGACGAGGACUUGGAGGAAGAUGUGCACACCGAGAUGACUCUCGUAUUUGCUUCGAUUGUUCCCAUCUUGUCCAAUGUGCCUGGGGGACAUUGGGAUCUCAUGUUCGACGUGAUGGAGAACAACCUAGAGAACGCUUCACUCGACGACUCGACGACAUUCGUGGCGCUUGCAAGAUCGUUGCAGUUGUUCAUGGUCAUUGAAGACUUCGCUGCCUCGACGAGAACCCUCCGCGAGAUAUGGGAGGAACGAAAGUCGUCGAUCCUCACGCUAAUCCGCGAUCUCAUUGCCCUGAAGCUGGACGCAGCGUCAUCCGCACCGCUUUCCACCUGCCGUGAACUCGCGUUGCAGAUCGUCCAGAACCUGCCCACCUCCCUUCUCACCCGCGAGACGCUUCGGAAGAUGUGCCACCUUGUUCUAGACAGCUCCGUCGAUGUGCAACGCAUGGCGUACCAGCUCUUGCAAGAGGCGGCGAAGAAAUACACUGAGGAACUUGUCAUCGAGGCUGCAGUGGACACUGAAGAGACGAUCAAGGUUGAAAUCCCGUCAGAGCUGCUUGACAUCCUGCAGCGCAGCCCGAACCACGAAGAUAUGAACGAGUAUGGCCAAGAGUGGUUCGGUUAUCUGCUCGCCUGGAUGGUAACCUUCGACCUGUUCCUUGAUGCGUCACUCAAGGUGAAGUCCGGCUACAUCGACCAACUCCGGGAUCUCGACCUCGUCGGAGCUCGACUUCUCCCGACCGUGUUCGGCAUCCUUGACCUGUACGGAGGCAUGGCCAAGGCGUUCAAGGUCGACAUAUGGGACGUCGACGAGUACUACCUCGACUUUUACUCCGCCGAGACCUCGCUCAGCCAGCGGCUGCUCACUGCGCACCUCUACUACCGCGCCCUCCUGCUCGUGCCCUCGCUGCUGUCGACCGUCGUCGCCACCUACACCUCCCGGCACUUCUCGCCCGCGAUCAUCCGGACCGAGCUCGCGCGCCGACCUGCGGGCGAGAACGUGACGGUGAAGGUGGCCGCGGCGGUGCACGAGGCGACGGCAGCGUACGCGGUCGACGAGCAGCGGCUCGAGCUCACCGUGAAGCUCCCCGUGGACUGGCCGCUGCAUACGAUCGAGAUCCGGGUCUCGAAGCUCGUCGGCGUCGCGGAGGACCGUUGGCGCGCGUGGGUGCUCGGCGUGCAGCUGAUCCUCACGUUCAGGAGCGGAAGCAUCGUCGACGGGCUGAGCUUCUUCUUGAAGAACGUGUCCUCGCACUUCGAAGGCGUCGCCGAAUGCGCCAUCUGCUACUCACUUGUGAACGCAACGGACGGCAGUCUGCCGCGCAAGCCUUGCAAAACGUGCAAGAACCGAUUCCACGCUGCGUGCCUGUACAAGUGGUUCAACACCAGUCACUCUUCGAGUUGCCCCCUGUGCCGCUCGGAGAUCAUGACCGGAAAGUAA